AUGUCGAACAAUUAUGAAGAAUCUUUAGAUUUCGAGAUUAGAUUUUUAAAUAGUUCUUUAAAUAUUAAUAAUAAAUUAUUAAUUUUAAAUGUAUUAAAAAAAUAUUCUACUUUCACUCUAAAAGAAUUUAAGAGGGGAAAUGCAAUUGGAGCUAUCGAUCCACCAUUCUUCAACCAAGUGGUAGAAGGAGAGAAUUAUUCUUUUCAAGUUUCUUCUUUCGAGGUGUUGGAGACACCGUUAAACUGUGUUAGGAACGACAUAGUAUCUGUUUUACCACAAAAAUCAAUCACUUUAGAAUUUAGUAGUAUAAAGUUACAAUAUAUACAUAGAUGUGACAUGUCAUCAUUAUCAUCAUCUUCAAUUUUAUAUUCGAAUCAUCAUCAUCAUCAUCAACAACAACAACAGAGAAAUAGUCAAAAUGGUGGUGGGAGUAGUGGUGAAAGUAAUAAUAGUAGUAGGGGUGUAGUUUUCAAAGUACUUUGUAAUAAAACAUUGUUUAGAAUGAUAAUUAGCAGUAGCAUUGAGCUACAGGAUAUAGAUUGCUAUAGGAGUAGGUAUCACCACUGGACCGAUUUGAAAUCGAUAGUGCAACACUCACAUUUCGGGCUGAUAGGCUACCGACUGCGACUUCAACAUCACAUCGCCAUUUGCAACGACGGAAUCAGAUCGCUCUGUCUCAACAUCAAAUCCUACGAAAUAUUCAAACAGUUCUACAGUCAGCAUCAAUCGCUGUUCUUGGAUCACGAACUUCUCUUCCUUGCAAUCAAAAGUGGUUGUCUCGAAAUUGUAAAGCUACUCUCAUGUCAAACUACACCAAUAAGAUUUUCAAGAUCAAGAAAAGUAACAACAAAUCAAUCAACAACAACAUCAACAACAACAACAACAGAUAAUAAUAAUAAUAAUAGCAAUAAUAAAAGUGAAACAAUAUUACAAUAUGCAUGGAAAUUGGGAAGUCUCGAUAUCUAUUUCUAUUUGCUGCAUACGGAGAAUCAAGAUCUGGUGUAUACACCGACCAUUUACAAAUCGAUGAUGGAUGAUUUGAUGUCGAAAUCGAAUGCACAGUUGAUUCGCACGGUUAUGGCAAAGGGAUCGCAAGAACUUAUCAACACGCUGAUACAGCACUCGCAGCAUGCCAAUCACAAGGCAAACAUUCUGCGAACGAACGAUGUCCAACUGAUCAUGCAACUACUACCGAAUCACAAAUUCACAAUAGAAUCGCUGAAUAUCUAUUUUGGUGCGAUCAGCGAUGGCUGUAAACCGGUGAAUCUCGACCAGCAACUCAGUCUGCUGUUCUUGGCGAGUGGACACUUCAAGAUAGAGUUGAACAGUAGCGAUCUCAACACGAUCGUCGAUGAUAUACUCGACCGAUUGAAACAACAACUAAUUGACUAUAAAUAUACAUCUAAACUAGAGGCUGAGAUGCAUGAGAAGCACAACAACAACAACAACAACAACAACAUUGGCAAUCUCGAAACUCUAAAGAAACAUAUCAAUAUCAUUGAAAUCUAUAGACUUUGA
Messenger RNA from Heterostelium album PN500, 1518 nucleotides. RefSeq lists its product as uncharacterized. Bases 1 to 1518 code for a protein of 505 amino acids. NCBI's taxonomy places the organism in Eukaryota, Evosea, Eumycetozoa, Acytosteliales, Acytosteliaceae. The record is from RefSeq and is a predicted model, not a curated record. The transcript is spliced from 4 exons.